Molecule: messenger RNA, 1521 nt
Organism: Varroa destructor (honeybee mite)
Lineage: Eukaryota; Metazoa; Arthropoda; Arachnida; Mesostigmata; Varroidae
Product: cuticle protein 16.8-like
Cellular component (GO): chitin-based extracellular matrix
Molecular function (GO): structural constituent of chitin-based larval cuticle
Source: RefSeq, a predicted model, not a curated record
UGUUCGGUGUGAUUGCGUACCCGGAUCAACUUUCGGAUCGUCAUCAUCGAUCUUGAGCUCGUUCUCAAGCUCCCUGUAUUCACAAAUACAAUAAAAUGAAGUGCUUCACAGUGUUCGUCGUUGUUGCUGUCGCAGCCGCCGCUGCACAGCACACCGAAGAAAAGUACGGGCCACCCGAACCAUAUGCCUAUUCGUAUGCUACUGAAGACGCGGAGGGUUCGUCGUCGGCUGAACAGUCAACUGAUGCCUCGGGCCGUGUGACGGGUAAGUACACCAUCUCACUGGCCGAUGGACGCACCCGCACAGUAACCUACUGGGCUGACGAAACCGGUUUCCAUGCCGACGUUGUGACGAACGAACUCGGAACUGAAUCGAAGAAUCCUGCCGAUGUUACAAUCCAGUCCUCGGCACCGACUGGUCCCGAAGCUGCUCUAGCCGCCGAGCCCCAACGCGUCAAGGCUAAGGCCUCUUACGCUGCACCUAUUUACGCGCCUGCCCCAGCGGCUUAUGCUGCACCGGUUGCGUAUACCGCCCCAGAGCCAGUUCACUAUGCGCCCGUGCACGCACGUUACUACAAGAGACGAGCUUAAAUUCGACGGCGAUGUUCUUGUGCCCCCUUAUCCCAUGCAUACUGCUUUCUCUUGCAAAAGACCAAACUAGUUCGGUUUAAAAUAGUCUCCUACUGACUGAACAGUCUCCGUUUACUGCUCUACAACAAUAACAACAUUAUACUUCAGCAGAGGACAAUGUACUGCGUAUUACCGAUCGCGCACGCGUGUUUUCCAUGUGUUCUAGGCUCUUCCUGAGAUUUCGGUGUUGUCUCCCACGCCACAAACGAUGCAAGGCUGAGCCGUGAACACGUAACAUUUGGAUCGUACAACUAUGGCCAUCACUGCUGCUACUGCUUCUUCUGAACGAAUGACCGGACAACUAAGUUAUAUAUAUAUAUAUAUAUAUAUAUACAUAUAUAUGUAAUACGUGACCUGCUGAUGCGUUUUGGAAAGUAAUGUUUCGUCAGGGGGCACCAAAUGAUCAAUUAAUCUUUUAGUGUUGAUCAGGAUUUCAAACAUUCGACCCCGUACUUCGAGAUACACCUUCGUAUAUCCCCAUAUAUCUUCGAGGCUCCAGACACUCUUCUACUCCCUGAACUCAUGUCUGUAUAGAAACCAAAUACAGAAUAGCACCCCCCCCCCCCCCCCCCCCACUCCCGGCUCUUCGUUUAGUUAGCCGUUCGAUAUAUUUAAAGUAAGCCUUACACGGACUCUGCUUUUGUGCUUGUGACCAUACUUCAACGAAUCCGAUCAUAGGUGUUGUUGCGUCUCAUGAGUUCAACUUGCCUCAGCGACAUCGAUAGUUGGAUUACGGAGCUAACUAUGAUUUGAGAAUAAUUAGCAGACCCUGUCGAACGCGGAACAUCUGGUCACUUGACGUGGAAGACGAUGUUGUGUGGGCUGUAUUAAAACGAAUAGAAAAGAAAAACAAAGUAUAUUCAUUAAAAGUAAUUUAUUACUUCUAAAAUAA